Messenger RNA from Spirometra erinaceieuropaei, 19985 nucleotides. The record is from the annotation of a GenBank genome assembly. NCBI's taxonomy places the organism in Eukaryota, Metazoa, Platyhelminthes, Cestoda, Diphyllobothriidea, Diphyllobothriidae.
AUGGUACAUCUAGUGUACUUUACUCUGGUCCUGAGCGCCGUGAACUAUCCUGUUAGGUUUCGGUUUGACAAGUGAUUGCAUUCUUUCCGGCACUAUUCCAGCGUCACUAAGUGUCUCGAAGUCCUUCGCUGUUUCUAGUGCUGUUUUUUCCUUUUUAUCGUUUCAUUCUUUGCAUCUACAUAUCUUACUGUUUUACUUUCUCUGACUGCACCCCAUAUUUAUCCCGUUAGGGAGUCGGGCUUCCUGUGGGAAAUUGAGUUAGAUCAGUCACGCAUCUUCACGCGUUUCCUCACAGUUUGUCCCACUUGAUCUGCUUUUCUGAAUUCGUAGACAAGUCAUUUUAGGAUUCGCGUUAGAUUGGACGGACUUAUGCUCUUAUUGGCCUAAAUCCCUUCUCUCCCCCCACACUCUGAACCAGUCAACUUUGAUUCCCAUUUGAACGCACGCUCAACCCUGAACCGUUUUACCCUUUAGGUUAAUAAAGAAGAAUUGAUAAUGCUGAAUAUGAAGUUUUUGCUUUAAUUUACGUCCCAAAAUGGCAUUUACACUUUUUCGCCACCACAGCUACAUCCAAAUCCGAGACGGAAACAAAAAACAUCUGUUCAACGAACAAAAGCGACUGUUUAUAUUUUUCGUACCUUUUGGGCUGUGCGUGCCGAUGUUUCCCCUUGUUCCAUGGUACAAAAUCUCACAUUUGUGCAUCGCCUAUGAUAGCUGAAGGUGACCCUGCCUAUUCCUCUCAGUAUUCUCAUUGGGAAGUUUUCACGUGUGAAGACAGAGGAAACCCAUCGAGCACGCGCCUUCGCAUACUUUAGUUUUACAGGGCGUAGGAGACUACAAUUAGAGAUGAAGACCAUGCCCAUUGAACUAUUUUUGUUCUAUUGAAAUUCCCCAGUCUUGAUGAAAUACCAGAUUUCUCUUAUACGGCCUGUGUGAAUAACAAAAUAAAUUGGAUUUAUUGAUGAUCGAUGCUUCCUGCCAUAAUUUGAAUGAAGCUUGAUCCUCAAAGGGCUGACUGGCGAAGUCAAAUAAGUCAUGAAUGAUCAUCUCAGCCCUAUUUGUAUGCUGCUCUUUGUCGUGCGACCGCCUGCAGGGACUAUAGAUCCGGAAACACCCACAUUCGUCCUGCGAUCAGAAUUGAUCGGUACAGCCUGUUUAUUUCCUUGUCAAUUGUACUGCGGCCCAUGCCCAUAGUUGAUACAUUGUGCUUAAACUCCCUCGUUUCCGAGAGGUAGCAUUUUUACUCAUUUUCGUUAUUUUAAGAUUUUCUGUGUCAUGACCUACUCUGCAGUAUCUUUUUGUGUCCACCCGUUUUAGCGCCUUCGGAUAGCCAAGGAGUUCGGUGACUUGCCGGCCCAAAGGAGAGCCUACAGUAACCUGGGAAACAGCUACAUUUUCCUCUCAGAUUUCCUUUUUGCUGCAAGAAGUUACAAGUACGUACAUGUACAGCGCUCCAGAUGCUCUGGUCGUUUUUAAGGGGUUUUAGCCACACUUCAAGCCCCAAUCUAAUCCAUUCUGUCAGUGUUCGCCGGAAACUAUGGUCUUGUUUGUGAACGCUAUCCGGACGGGUUCCUGGGAUUAAGCGUAAUUUUCGAUGAAAAUUCAGCCUCUGCCUUUGGAGUCAUUCACCAAGCAGCUCAUAACACCUCAUACUCACUCGUUGUCUUUAAAGUCACAAGCGAGACUCAUUCACCAGUCCAUCUUCGUCACUCCUAUCUGCCUCAUUCCAUCCUGUAAUCUGGACAGACUGGUAAACGCCGCUGUCGAGGAGUUUUGCACAUUCCAGAUCGCAACUGACAGAUUGUGAGAUCCUGGCAAAGUAGAUCACAGUUCAAGUCCUCGGGUUUUUUCAGUCCGGAGUUGGGCUGUUUCCGGUUAGUGAGGUCACCUGGGUCAGGAAGGGCUAUUCCAAUCUCUCUUCUUUACACAUGGAUGUUUCGUUUUGUUUAAUAAGUCGGUUGGCAUAGUUUUUUUCUUCCAUUUGUUCUUACGAUAAGUGGUUUAUAUUUCGUAACGUUAACCGGAAUUCUGAGAUGUCAUUUUGGUUAGAAAGGGCUAUCUAGGUGGGGUUGUAAUAUUUAUUAUUUUGCAGCAUCAUCUCAAGAUAUCUCAGUUAAGCUAUAAUUCCGGCUUUUGAAUGCCCGCCUUCCCGACCGUCUACAAAAGUCACACACGUAUUAGGUUGUUCGGAAAAUGCUGGCUGAUCUUUCAACUGGCCUUUAAAAAUUGAAAGUCAUUGCUCUUUUUUCUAUGUCUUGUGCAAAAGUCUACAUGCCCAGUAGUUUAUAUGUACGCAUUUAUUUCAUUCCAUUUAGAGUACAAUCUUGAAGCACAUGAACCCUUGAUAACAAAGGUUAAAAAAGAAGAAAUAUGUUUACUUUUUUUGCAUGAGUUCAAAUUCGGUCGUAAUGCUUCCCAAAUAGCUACCAAUAUCAAAAGAGCAUGGGGAGAAAGUUCCACAGGUGGUCGGACAGUACGGUAGCUUCAGAAAUUCCGUAGUGGCAAUGAGAACCUUGAAGAUGAAGAGGGUGGGUGACUGCCACGCACUCUUGACAAUGAACUUCUGAAAGUAAUCGUUAAAGAAAACCCACAUUAAGGUGUCACAGAACUGAAGCAAUUUAUAUCAGUAGUUCAACUAUGUCCUACCAUCUGAUGCAAAUUGGUAAAGUGAGAAUACUCGAUAAAUGGGUCCCACGUGAGCUCAGUGAAAAUUAAAGGGUUCGGCAUUUUAAAUCCUGUUCGGUGCUCUCUGUGCGAAACUAUAAUCAUUCAUUUCUUUAUCGAGUACUGGCUUUGGGCGAAAAGUGAAACCUUAGUGAUAACCGUAAUCGACUAUGCUCGUGACGAAACACCUAAGAAUUUCCCGAAACUGAAGUUGCAACAGUAGAAGAUUAUGGCGACAGUCUGGUGGUCCGCUAUUGUAGCCUUCUCGAUACUAAUAAGAGCAUCACAACAGAUGUUUGCUACAAGCGACUCGAAUAAAUGCAGGUUCAUCUGGGAAAAAUGAUACCUGCACUAGUAAUUCAACGUCGCCCAGUUCUGCCCCACGACAGCUCACGGUCACAUGUUGCCGCGAUGAAACAACACAAAUUCAAUGACUUGAGAUACGAGACUUUGCCAUGUACUCUAUAUCCUCCCGUUCUCUCACUCAUAGACUGCGCACUUUCUCAAGCAUCUAGGCACCUUUUGAGCAACAAAAUUGAGGUGGAAGCUGGAUUCAUAGAUAUCUUAACACCAAGGCUGGAUUUACAAGCGAAUCGAAAAUCAAUAAAAAGCCCAUUUGACUUAAGUGGCCACUUUUAACGCGCACGAUUUUUGCGUACGAUCGGAAUGACGGGCAUUCAAAAGUCGGCAUUCUGGGGUGACUGGCAUAUCUUGAUAUCAUGCUGUGUGACACCCAAUAGUAAAACUCCACCUAGAUAAUUCUUUCUAACUGAAGUCGCAUUUCGGGACUUUGUUUAUUAUCUCAUGAAUUACGUCACCUACUCUAAGUACGUAUGUUGUAUAAAUGACUGUUUCUGACCUUAGGAUGUGUAUUUCAAAUCGCACGUUUAAUUUGCAGGCAUGCUUUGGCCAUCGCUUUGCGUCUAGGCGAUGAAGCCCUGCAGGCGCAGGCCUGCUUCAGUCUGGGCAAUAGCUGCACCCUCUUGCAUGACUACUCAGCCGCAGUUGUAUACUACCUCCGCCAUCUACACAUCGCCUGGCGCCUACGUGAUCGCCUAGGUGAGGGUCGGUCCCAGUGGUCUUUGGCUAAUGCCUACGUUGCCCUAGGCGAUUACCGGCGCGCCUAUCGCUGCUGUCUUCGUCAUCGCAAAAUCGCGAAGGAGGUCAGCAGUCCGCUCCAUUUGAUUAACUUCCUGAUUGUACCUUAUAGUGAGCUUUUUGUCUGUAGGGCUCGGAGGAGAUAUGUCCAUUCACAUCACUGCUUUAAUUUUCAUCGCCAAUUCUUGUCACCCGGAAUCUUUCCAAUCUAUGUCAUUGAUGACUUACUUUAUGGAAUAUAAAAUCGGCAUCCUGUAAAUAAGUUUCAAGGAAAAAUAAUCAUACAAGUACGUUGCCCACCCUGGCUUUGUCAGCGCUGCCACUGAAUGACCCCUGUAGUCCCAAACCCAUAUUCUGCUACCGCACGAACAGUGGUUCUCGUCCUUUGCGAUCUCUCCAUGCGUAUGCCGUUGUUGUUGUUAGACAGGAAAUUGCUCCGCUCCGCGCCAUUGACUCUGUAAAUCUAGUGCGCACCACACCCCUCUGGUCGUCCAAAUUGCGGUUAAGUCAUAAAUCAUUAGUACAGCCUUUGCGCGAGGCGGCCUGGUGGGGGUAUGCUUUCCAUCAGCUCUUCAGUUCGAUGGUGGACCCCUCCAUCCACUGCUCCUUUACUUGUUCGAAAUUCCAGGAGUUUGCCGGACGUCGAGGGGACCCCCUAUGGGUGACGGAAAGCACUCACUAUUUAGUAAUAUCGUCAUGAUACAGAAGCGCCCAAUGAUGACGGCAAAUAUGCCAGAAAUGGCCUUUCCGGUCCCCUCUGUUUGUCGGCACCACCUUAUCUACCGAUAUCGGCAUGAUUUCCGACCCAUUUAUGGGUGCCCGAUUUGCCCAAACCAUGUCUUAAGAUUGCGAAGAAGGAGACGCAAUUGCUGAAACAAUAGUUUUGUUCGCCUGACGCUUCCGAUUCACUUUGGAAUUUAUCAUCGGAAAUAUGGUCAGGUAAAAGCUAUAUUUUGAACAAGUAUUUAAUCUGCAAUCAGGUAAUACAAACCAGUUUUCUGCGCACAAAAGAACUUCGUACAGGCCCCACACUUACCAUGGCCCAAAGCCACCAUGCCAGCCACCUACGUAUAAUUAUCCGUCCCACUGCCCGCCAUCCCCCUCUCCCUGACACUGACGGUAAUUUUGUUUUCCACCUCACCCACCCAAGCCCUCCCCCCAAACCCCACCUACAGAAAAACUUCUGCUGGCCUGAUGAGAAUUUAUCGAAAGCUUACGUAUGCUUGCCGAAUUGUCUUUUGAUUUCUUCAAUGGGAAUUUACUCCUUCACCUGCUCCUGUGGGGCAGAAAAUAUUGGUCGCACGAGCCGGCGUUUAUUCAAAAGAAUAAUAGAACAUCUUCCAGCAUGGCUAGGGGGGGGGUCAAAUAAAGAACAUCAACAGCUCGAUCCUCGCGCACAUGGUAGACACAGACCACCGUGUAGACACGAGAGAGGCCUUCAGAGUGAUUUACAAGGUCCCAUCAAGCUAUUCAAAACUGCUUGGGCAGCGCUUUUUGACUACGGCAGAGGCGGUUGCAAUCAGGCUACGCGGACCGGUCCUAUGCGCACAGAAGAACUUCACACAGGUCCCACAGUUGUCAUGGUUCAAAGCCACCAAGCCAGCCACCCGCAUGUAAUUACCUUCGCCGGGACUCAUUUUCUCCGUGGCGCUGACUGGAAUUGUAGUGUUCUACUCUCCCCCUCUCAUCCCCUCCCCAAACCCGAGUUACAGCUUAAUUAUCUACUUGCCCGUACCUUAUAAUUAGUUACUUCAAUAGCCCUAUAAAUGUACAGACCUGAAGAGAAUUUAUCGAAAGCAGACUUAUGCUCGCCAAAUUGCCUUUUGAAUGGGAGUUUUCACAACUCUAAGUAUUUAAGCAUUUAUAGGAUGCAAUUGCUAUCCCUUUGCAUAUCUAUCGGAAUUGCCGGCAUCCACAUUCAUUGCAGAUGGUUGCACGUUGUGCGAUAAUUGCUUGAUUGUCGGAAAUCUGAGCCUUGUAACAAUUCCGUCACUCGUGUGGGUCCUCGAGCCAUUUGGCUUGCCACCACUAACACUAGGCGCUGUGCUUACCCGCGCACUCCUCGUUUGGCUAAUUACUCUUCAUGGGCAAAAUCACAGCACAUAAUGUGAAGGAGGUCAUUGCGCUUGCUAGUCGACAAAGGACCGGAAAACCGGGACACGAGCUGCUCACAGCCCACACAACUGUCAUCUCUCAAGAAUCUCGGUUGCAUCGAACUUGAAUGUGUGACCGUGCUCCGUUAAAUGAGCCGUAACUUGGGGGCUAGUGUCGCUUUUCCUCGCUGCUGCUGUGUGCUCAACCAUCCGCGUUCAGAGAAGUCUUCCAACUUUUCCUACAUAAUUGCCUGGCGCGCAACCUCACCGAAUCCAUUAAACGACUCCAGACGUUUACUGCCGUGUCAGUGGGUCUUUUGGCCCCCUGAUCGGGCGCUUGAUGGUUGCCCCGGUCUUCGUGCAACCCCAAAUCUAAGAGGUUUGAUUUGGCGGCUGACGGCUUCUGAGACGUUCUUGAUGUACGGGAACGCUGAACGUUUGCUGAGACCGAAAUCCUUGCGAGGGGCGACAACCGCGUGUGCCGCGACCUGCAUAAGUGAUGGUUUUUCGGCUCUCUGACGAUUACUUGGCGCCAUGACCUCCCUCCACAGUCUGUGCUGUAAUGAAAUUGCUACAAGUAACGACUCGGCUGCGGGCAAUCAGGCAAUUAACGCUGCAUGUGCAACCAUCUGCGAUGAAUUCAGAUGCUGCCUAUCCUUAAUAGGCAUGUAGUGGGAAAGCGACUGUAUCCUAUAAAUACUGCAAUACCUGUGUGAAACACUACCUUUAUCUUAUCCUGUUUCGGAUUAUGGGUUCCAGUAUAAAUCCAAAGUAUCAGUCGAACAGAACUAUUCAUUUGACCCAAUGGCUAAAAAUUCGAUUACCUCGAUAGGAUUCUAAACCGAGACAGCCAGGGCGAGACUUAAGUGCAGCCAACGCUCUACCCACCUCAGCUGCGAGGCUCCACCUACAGCUGUGACUUCAAGUACAUCUAGGUCAAGUUACCCACCCGGCCUACUGCAGCUUAUGAAAUCCACCAAAUCUGGUACCGUAAGCUGACUGCCCAAGAAGGAUUUCAUAAGCAAUCAAUGUAGGAUCCACUAGAUGACAACCAGGCUCCCUUAACUAAUUGGUUUUGGCUAAUGUAAAUAAUACAUUGGACCCAAUUGUGAGAAACUCGGCUGCAUCGGCGGUAUUCGAAUUUACAGUUGGGUCAGAUGAAUUGUUCAAAUUUACCAAAAACACCAACAUACGAAAUUAUUGUUCUAGAGAUCGCGUCCCUUUCUUCCCGACUACUUCCUGGAACGUCUAGCUUUCCAAAACGCAUGCCCCCAGUAACGGUUGAUUUCUGCCAAUAUUGUCUAGCAGUUCUAUUUGGUUCUGCUAACCGUACGCAUUUAUUUGUAUGACUUUGUGUUAGAAGAGCGCUGACCGAGAGAAUGCGGCAGAUGCAGCGCAAAUCUAACAUCACUGGCACUUAAUUCAUGCACACGUCGCCAUCCCUUCACCUUUUCUGCUGUGGGGCUCAAGGUGGAUAGCCUCGUCUGCGGCGGGUGUUUAACUUUGUCGGCCACUCUAUCCGGGCUCGCCUUCGAUCGUUCUGACUCUGUCUUGCCACUGGGCACAGGUAGGCAAUGAAGAAGAAAGUGCAGCAUAUGCUUCAUGAAUCGACGUCCUAUGCCCACAAUUUCAUGCAAUACACGGCGGGCAUCGUCGUUCGCGACGGCUGAAGUCACGUGUGUGUGCUCCCUAGUUCCUCUAAGACGGGCCACGGGGUAGAUGCGUCGGACCAACACGGGGGCCAUAUCGGAUUCUGACAGGCAUUAUCGGGAAUAAACACCCACGGCCAACGUCAACAUUCGGGAUGAGGUGGCAGGUCCGGUGGCCGACCCAUGUCGCGCCAACUGGGAUACAAGCCGUCUCCCCGCUCUUGUCGUUGGUUAAAAUCCUCAUCAAGUGUUUGUUGCGGAAUAGGGGGUGUGGCCGUACGCCUGAGUGCGGGUCCGGCCGUGCCAGCCACCUGCGCCCCCUCCUUCGGUCUUCUUGACUAUGUCUUGACACCGGGCCCAGGUGAGGGAAGAGGAGGGAGUGCGGCAGAUGCUGGGCAAGUCUACUACCACACUAAACUAGCCCACGCACAAGUCACCGCUCCUGCUCUCACCCUACUGUGGAGCACACAGUGGACAUCGUCGGUCACAACAGUCUAACUGUCGUGUGUGUUUAAAUGUCCUUCCCGCGCCUCCAUUUCUUUUGUCCAGUUGGGAGACGAGGUCGGUCUGAUUGCAGCAGAACUAAUGACCAACGAACUACAGCGCAUCCUCGGCUCCGAGUCCGCGGUUGGGGAUGACAACAGUGUCUGUCAGUCGCAACGACAGCAGCAUCAGGAAGCCGCUGCCGCGCACGCCCUCCAACAGGUUUUAUUGUUCGAUGACCAGCAACACACCACCGCCGCAGCCGCCAGUUCCGCUACCGUCACUACCUGCGACUUCCUGCCGCCGGCGCUCGUAGCAUCUACUUCGAGGUGUACAACAAUGAAGGCUGAGGUGGAUGCGACUGGUGUUACAGAAGAGGAGACGACGCCUUUAAGUCAAGAGGAAUUAGAAUCGGAACUUGCUCUAGCACGCAACGUCGCUCUGCAGUUCCGAGGCGGCACGGGGACGGCCGUGACCCCUGUGACCUUCGCUGACGGCGCUCUUAUUGACGAGGACGGAGAUCUGCUGUCACUAGGUGGGGAACUGGAGUCGGACUUUGUGGUAGUCACCACGGGCGAAGAGGACCAGCUGCAGCAGACUGCGGAUUACGUGGAAAGUAAGCCACCGUAUACGUCGGAAAUUUUGUAGUUUUGACCGUUGCCCUUUUUAACACCACAGAAUUUUAAAUGCUGCAGUUCACUAAAAGGCCUUUUAUAUUCAGUGGCAAGUGCUCCGUCGCCCCUUCGGCAAAGCAUAUGGCAAUGUUAGUGCUACUAACAUAGAUGAGUAUUGUUUCCGUUGCAGUUGACGGUCAUUCCACUCGGGGAUCUUUACUCUCACGCUUUUUUAGCAUCCGAUCAUGCUCGAUUUACCUUAAUGUUGUUUAUGAUGUUCUCAAGCCUAGUUAAUGACGAACUUGGCACUCACCUUAGAACUUACUUUUGAACUAAAAGUAGGUUGAAGUUUGUCGGUUUGCUCCUGAUACGCAUGCGGUGGGUCUUCCCAUGCAUUAAUCAGUCUGGGCCUUCUAAUAACCACACAAGGGACUUUUCUUGCUCCACUUAAAGGUUUGUCCAUGUUAUUGAAAUUAAUCGCUUCACCUGGCUUAGAUUUGUCACAAUUUGUGCAGAAUCAAGAGCCUGCGUAUGCCAUCUGCUCUUCGUUUAUUUUUUCUAUGUCGGAUUUUCAACGUUGGGGUAAAAUUGCCUGUUAGCAUUUGCAAAAUCAGUUACGCAUUUACCUUGUGUACUUUCCUUUCGUUUUUUAUUUACGGCCCUUUGUCAACAGAGGAAUAGAGCCCCCCUUUAUUAUGGGUGGUAACGAGUUUUCGGUGUAUUCGUCCACUUGAUCUGCAUUAACUGAACACAUUAUUGAUUUUCCUACCUUUUUUCUUUUGCUCAGAUGCAGCUAGCACUUCGGAGUCCAAACCGUGUCAGCCGUCGUCCCUUCAUCUCCCUGUACGUCUGCCCUUUCUUGCUUGCACUCUCAAACCGCUUUAAUUUGCGUAUUCUUAUCAUAUCUAACAUUUCGCGGAAAUAACUUCUUUGGUGGACAUCAAACUGACCUAGCCUUGCUUUUUAACCUCCCUCUACCCGUUAAACUGCUUCACGAUCUUAGCCAUUUCUGCUCAACGAGUGAUUGAGACCAUAUUAAAAUCUCCCGUCGUUCCGGCCUGGGGUUUACGUGCGAUGACGGAAGCGAAGCUAGAAAUGACCAUUCCGAUCUCCGCUGUAUUUGUUAACAAUACUUGUCGACAGUGCAGAGAGAAGGUAAAUACAGUGUCUGUCCACCUUCCCGGAUUAGAAGUUUUCUUGUUUUUAAUGUCACAGUGAGAUGUAAACGAAUGUACUCUAAAUUAGCCUUUUUGUGAACAGCAAAGCAGAAGGCGGCAAGCAUGCGAAGAGACGCAGAUGCAGUGAUUUCUGGGAUGUUUAACGUCGUUUCAUAGUAGUGAAACGACAGACUGAUUUUUACAAAUUUUGCGUGGUUUUCCAUUCUGGCAGCACAGAUAGCAGCUAAAAGCUCAGUCACAUGCUUCACCGAUCUUCUGCCGUUUCAUGACGCAUCUAAGGCGGUUCCCCCAGCUUCCCCGAUAUACUUUCUGGUAGGUACACCAGUUUUUACUUUCGACUUUUUAAUUUUCUGAGAGGUAAAUCCUCCGGAAUAAACCCUUUCUGACUCGGAUCGAAGGUUCGUAGAGAUGUUUGAACCGAAAUCCAUCAGUUUCAAUGGGAUAACUGCGUAUUACUCCCAACUGUUUACGCAAUCUUGUGGAUUUUUGCCACUCAGACUGAAGACAACGGCACAAAUGGUUUUCGGGCACAUCCCUCGAGCCUUGGCGACUCGGCCGAGCUCCUCUUUGACCUGCUCGUCCAUUCUCAAUCUCAGCGCAUGAACGACCAGCGUUGUUCACUGGAUGAUAACCAGGUGGAAAAUUCGGCUGAAUCUAUUGGAGAAGAUGACUCUUUCCUGGACUUGCUUAUUGGACUUCAGGUGAGUUAUUCUUCAACUCCCCUAACUGAGCUUAAUUCAUCUUAUUUGAGGUAAAGUAUAGGCAUGUGCCUUUGAACUCUCUAUUUGUACAGUUUACUGUGCUACGAGAAAAAUUACGGGUAAAGCCUUGUUAAACUGCAAAUGUGUCAGGUGUGUGGUAGGGCAAAAUAGUUCACGUGGUAAAAUGUUUUACUGAAACGUGUUAAAUAGUAUGUCAGUGAACACUUACACAUAAACAAGUGUCCUGAGUGAUGCGGUCUUGCGUCUAGUUGUUUAGCGAAGUGUACUCAAAAACAACUACUGCAACGCACCGAAUAGUAUGUUUGGUAGUGUUUAACUUUCCGGGAGGAUGAUUCAGGGACAGAAUCACGCUAAGUUUUGAUGGCCUGGUGGUGCUCAUGGCUGUACUGGUCAACAUGUUUUCUUAAAAUAUCUAUGGAUUGGGGCAUGACGGUGUCCUCAGGGAGAACAUUCCAAGCCUCAAUUUCUCUGUUGGAGGAUAAAAACUUACUUGCGUUCUGUCGCCCCAAUCACAUGUUACUCGAGAGGGUGCCCUCGCAAGCUAAUAGUGGUGACCAACUCGAUGGGGUCGCCGAAUGCAAGGCAACACUCCUAACCCGCCAUAUGCGAAACGCUUGUAUAAGGUCGCCCCGUAACUGUCUGUAAUCCAAAGGAGGUCGAGAUGGGACAACCGUGUUUCUUAAGUCAGUGAGCCCUGACAACGGGCUAAAUUGGUUGCAUGUCUUUGGACCUUUCCAAGAGCGCUGCGGUCGUUGACAGUCCACGGUCACCGAGCUCGAAUUAAAGACGAGUUGCGGUCGCACGAACAUCCCUGCUACCUCACCGAAGCCCCCUUCGUCGAACUCAGCAAAGACACGUUUAGUGAGUUGUAAGCUUUAUAGCGAGCUUUUAGUUAGAAGUCCACGCCUCUAACCACUGGGCCACGAGCCCGUUGCCCUGUCGGUUUCGAUCGCGAAUAUACAAUGAUAGGGGGCGUUCACCGAUCGUCCUUACGAAACUCACUCGUUCCGUUGUGACUUAUGGGCUCUCUUUCGAGCAGCCGCACAGCGACGCAUGAUAUAGGCAGUAUGUUAUUACCGACAAAAACAAGGGAGAUUGGAAUGGCCAUUUCUGGCUUAUUAGCCGUCGUCAACCAGUCAGACCCAACCCCUAAGUGUGGAACACCCGAGCCUCGAACUCGCGACUUGUUAGUUAGAAGUUUAUGCCUCUAACCACUGAGUCACGAGCGCACACUUCGGGGUUGGGUAGGACUGGCUGACGACGGCUAAUAAGCCAGAAAUGGCCAUUCCAGUCUCCAUUGUCUUUGUCGGCACCAUCUCAUCUAUGUCGACUACUAGUCGCUGUGAGACUGCCUGCGAGGGUUCUAGUAUGAGCCCCAAGGCACAACGGAACGAGCAUGUUUCGUAACCUGAUCGGUAAGCGCCCACUGCCAUAAUUGAUAUUCCCGACCACAACCGACAAGACAACGGGCCCGUGACUCAAUGGUAGAGUGUCAAACUCCAUGACUAAAGAUCCCAGGUUCGAAUCUCAAGUGAUCCACACUCGGGGUUGGGUAUGACGGCUAAUAAGCCAGAAAUGGCCAUUGCGGUCUCGCCUGUCUUUGUCGGCACCAUAUCAUAAUAUAUAUAUGCCAAGUUAGCGCGUGACCCUCACUGUUGUGGUUUGGAUCUCAGUCGAUCCCAUUCCUUCCGCCCGCCAACUUGUUACUGGCGGCAACAAACGUCGUGCUCUCGAUAGUUCGACCGUCGUCGACGUUGUCCACCGUGAGGUGAGAGCGGGGACGGUGACUUGUGCGUGAGCUAGUUUAUAGUGGUGGUAGGCUUGCACUACAUCUACCACACUCCCUCCUUCCCCACCUGGGCCCGGUGCCAAGACAGAGUCAAGAAGACCGGAGGCGGGGGAGGACACCGGUGGAUGGAACCUCCGAGCCCGCACCUCGGCGCUCCACUCCACACCCUCUGGCCCGUACAGCAAAUGACCAGGGUUUUAACUCACAACGACAACAGGGAGCGGCAGGGGUUCCAUUGUGAGCGACGCCAGCCAACAACUGGGUCCGCCAUUGCAGACCUCAAAUGUUGGCAUUUGUUCAAAUGCACAUUGCGAUAGCGCCUUUCAGAAUCCAAAAUGUCCCCCGUGUUGGUCCCGCAUCUACUACGUGGCCCGUUUGGGGGCACAAAAUGCCAUAAGACGUAUACCACAUAGAGUUCGUGAUUUACCUCGUUAAGCGUCACGAACUGUGAACUAAGUCGCUGUAGCGCACGCACCGUUCACCCCGCAUCCACGAAAGUUAUACUGCGUUUAAGAUACGAGCGAGCUUCAAAACGAGAUACAGUUGUAUUUAUACAGUAUUAUUUACUAACUAAGAGAUAAUUUUACGAACAAACACCAAGUCAAGAAAUGAUCUUAUUACAGGUCAAUUGCUUAAGGUCUAAUAUAACUGUCAACAGAGGAGGAACAUGUCAUGCAACGACAAAGUGAUUAAAAGUAGUAACAAAAACGACGUAUUUGCACCUUGUAGAUUGUUCUUUGGCUUCUGAACUUACUGCAAGCCGGGAGGGCACAGAGACUACUAAUUUGUCUAGGGUGGUUUGGUCUAUGUAAUUAUUACGUACAAAAUCCAAUUUUUGCUGCAUUGGAAGAUGUCUUCUUCCCUUGUCCCAAUUCCUUUUGAUUAAUGCAAAAAGAUUUUCGACUGGACUCAGGUCAAGGCUAUUGGUGGGAAUAAAGACGCUUCAAAGACCGCAGGCGGAGAGGCUGGCUGUGCUCUAAAAUAUUCGAUUAUCUUCGUAAGCUGAAUUGGAAUCAUACCUCUUUUAAGCGAUAACCAGGGGCAUUAUUCUAUAAUGUUGCGGUGUCCAUUCGACGUCAGUGAAUUCCGUUGUACUCGAAGGCAUCCCUUACGAUGUCGAUGAACGCCAGUGUUCAAUGCCAGAGUUCUCGCUCUCCGAGUCUGAUGGCCAUCCAAACCAUCGGGCGUGGACAGUUCUUGAAAAUGGGUGUCGAUACACUGUGUUCUCGUGGGGAGUUAUUCCCACAUAUGACCAUCUCGGCCGACCUUGGAGGCUUGUCUAAAAAUAAGAUCUCAUUACAAAAGUAAAUGUUUUUCCAAAAUGAAAGUUUGUGAUCAAAGUAUUUUGAGGAAACGAAAAACGUCUUCCUAUAAGUUUCUUACUUAAAAAUGGAUUCCUCACGGCGUUUAGCUGAUGAAGUUUCAAUUCUUUCAUCCUUUUUCUAACCAUGCGCCAAGAAAGCACUGACAGAUGGUCCCUGUGAAUGGCCUUAAGGGGCAUAUAAUGUUACUUUUAGUGUUUAAUGAAUGAAAUCGUCGUCAUGCUUACUUGUAAACUGCUUUGGUCACCUUGCUUAGCUCUAGGCAUUGCUUUUUAUUCAUAAUCCUCCACGGAGUAGUCUGGCUGAUAUUAAAAAUACUAGCUAUCGACUCACGCGGCAGCCCCUCAUCUGCCAAUUUUCGUAUGCGGCCAAAGUCAACCUCCGCUAGGAAUUUCUUCGACAUAUUUGUUGCACGGCGACAGCAUGUGGCGCGCAAUCCGUGUAUACACGUUCACGCCUUUUAAUUCCCGACGUAGAAAAAUAAAUACUGUCGAGCAAUAUUAUUUUGCAUUUAACGGCAUAGGACAUUACAGUUUUGCAAAAGAUAAUUGGCAAAGAGCAAAUUGCCUAUUGUCCGGUGAGAAGGCUGCGUUUUUACAGUGAGUGACCGAUUUCACGAAAUGUUGGCCUAAAUUCUGUGUGCUUUCUCCAUUAGAAGGGAUUACUUUAGUGGGGUUGUUAUAAUGAUUAUCAUGCAGCAUAAUCCUAUAAUAUUUCGGACUCACCAGGAUGUGGGCUUUUGAAUGCACUUCUUUUCGACCUACAGAAACCACACUCGGAUAAAAUGACUUAAGCAACGUGCACUUUUCAGUGAUUUUCGAGGGUCUUAUAAAUUCAAAUAUAUUUUAUAGAAAACAUGCACAUAACUAUGCUUUCUUUCACUUGUUUAGUAGAAAAUCACAUUGUCUUUACAUUUUAUACCCUAGGAAAGGUUAUCUUUCAGAUUUAAAAGUUUUAUUGUUAAUUAAAAAACAUUUUGGGAAUUGACAACGUAGAAGAAAUAUUAAUGACAAUGUGACGUUGUUUAGAAAUGCCAUUUUUAGAAAAGCAAAAAAUCCGGGAAACGUCACCAAGAUAAAUAUUUCGAGAUCGACCGAUCCGGAUGUAUUUAAACCACUUCAAAGACUUACCCCUUAAUUGUAUACGGUGGCCUUGUACACGAGACGCAAUUGAAACACUGCCGAAGUCCAUCUUUUCUCGAUCUAGUCUGCGUGCACCACAUUUCCCUUAUCAAUCGCUCGAGUCCAUCAUUCUGGCCAAUACAGCAAAUUGCUCACAGGGUACCUGCCCCUACGGAAUCCUUUCUGGAACUCGGAGAGGAGAUUGUUUUGUUCGAACUAAAUAAAUUUUCGGUUUGUUAUUUACUCCAUAACUUUGCUGCAGAUGUAGAUAAGGUUAUCUAAUCUGUAAUUAUUUGCGGAUAUUCUAUUUCUUCCCUUAUACGGCGGUAUCUCAGAACCGUCUUCGGGCCUCGAUUGCGUUUCCUGAAAAUUCGGACUCCUACUCAAUGCUUGUAAUGUCAACCAUCAUUUCGUCUCAGACAUUGGAAAUAUUGUGUGGUUACUGCCCAUUGGGUUUAUCGUACGACCCGCCUGUUCUUUGUGCCCUUUAGUCAUGUUUAGAAUUUCAUUAGUAUGUUCCUUUGUAAGCCCUAGAAUAUUCCUAUGUUCGCUGCAUCGACGUCGACGUAUCACUUUUGUUAACACUACUGUUGAUAGUAGAUGGAAAAUAUAGCGACAAUUAUUAUUACUGUUAGUAGUAGUAGUAGCAGUAGUAGCAGCAGCAGCAACAGUUGUAGUAGUUGUUGUCGUAAUUUUUAGCGGUAAAAGCAAUGAAGCCCUUCGUUCUGCACUUCACAUUCUUUCUUUGCGAGGAUUUACUGAUACUGUUUUAGGGAGCACGCAUGAACGAUCAGCGCGCCGUGCUGCCUGACUAUCCGGGUCUCGUUAUCUCUCCAGAACUGCACGCCGCCGCUGCUGCAGUAGUCGCUGGCCGUCGGAGGUCGCCAUCAGGCCUGACGUCUAACCUUCACAUGCCUGGUACCCAGCAGCAUCAUCGGCAUCCAUCUUCCAUAACGGUGAUCAGGACGCCGGCAACAGCAAACACGAACAGUAGUGAUGGCCUCUUCAGUCCGCGCAUUCGCAGUUCGAGCGAUGGCCUUACAGAACAGGGGCCCCUGAAUGCCUCCACUCAGGCAGCUAACGAGGACCUCUCUUCCGAGGAUUCAUUCUUCGAGAUGAUUCUGCGACUCCAGGUUAAUUUGAGUGCGCGUAUACCAAAUGGUGGCAAGUAUGGGAGACCCUGGCCAAGGCGAUUUCCAGGCCCAAAAUUGCGUUUUUUCUUACGCAUCCAACUCUCAAAUUAGCUUAUUUUCAAGUGAAAGCACACAGCGCAGUUAAAAUUCAAAAACUGCCGUAAGUGAUCUUCAGCUGCGCUAUUGAUAUGUUCCUGCAGCGCAUAGUAAGUCGGUGGCAGAUCGAUAUGCCUGUUGACCGGAUUUUCGUCCAAAUAUCAUGCUUCUAAUAGUUGAUAUGAAGUCCGGUCACCCACUUUGCCCGAGACUACCACACGAUCGAAAUCGAAGCUGUACCAUGGAGACGACAAAUAAGUGGCCAUAAAAGACGGUUUGUAUUUUUGCUUGACAGCAGAUUUUGCAUUACACACCCUCAUGUAGGCAAACAAGUUACGCAGGCGAUACACGAAAACCAACUUGCUGUCAGGCAAAGAUGCUAACUGUCUCUGAUGGCAAUUCAAUCAUCUUCUGGGCUCAACUUCGCUUUCAUCGUGUGGCGGUUUCGGGCCAAUUAAGUGGCUGGACGUCAUGUCUGCUGCGGCAGGCAUGAGAUUCAAACGACAACCCGGUCAACAGGCAUUCAAUCGGUCAUCGACUUAUCAGUAGCGUGGCUGAUGGUAACUUCUGGUAGUGUUUGAAUUUUCCCUGCGCUGUAUGCCUCCGCUUUAUAAUGGACUCAUGAAAGUUAGAGACGUCGGAGAAAUAGGAUUUUUGAUCCAAAAACCGUUUCCGCCUCGGCUGGUUGAAUACAUAUACCUGUUUGUGUGGUCUGUGUGCUAUGCUUUUGGGAUUAAUUUUGAUAGUUGACUGCUGUAAGAGGCAAAUAAAUGUCGUGUUUUGCGCGUAACGUUUUCGCGGCGUAGAAACAUAGAAACUUUAUUUUUUGUCUCGUAAUAUUUGACAGCAAAAGUUGUUUUAUGACUUAUUACAUCUACCCCAAACUACUUCUUUAACCGGCAUGUCUUCGAUUGUACUUGAAGGAUCCGAAGCUGUCUUUUUUACAUCCAUAUUGACCUUUUUUGUCCAUUGUUGGGUCUGGGCAUCUAAUCCGCUAAGGCAUUUCGUUUUAGAGCACCUAGUAGACCGUCAAAUUAGCAUACUUAGUACGAUGGAUUCAUGUCUCUUACAUCUGUUAAUUGCGUAUGGGUCAGUCGGGUCACUAACACAAUUUUUACUCACAAGGCUGUUUUUAGGUGAUAUUUUUAAAAUUACCAUCUAUAAAUUUCAGGGACUGUUAACACCUGGCAGGAUGGUUUACCGCGGUCCUAGCCUGUUCGAAUAGGGUCUCUAUGAUAAAGUAGGUAUUUGUUACAUGAUCGGAAUUGUUUGCACUCCGAGCAACUUGUCUUUAACGUAACCUACACCCUUCAGCUAUUCUAAGUGUAUGCAACUGCUUUGUGGAGAAUUCUGGCCUAUCCGCCCAUUCCAAAUGUAUUUCUUCGAGACUGCGCCUAACAUUGCUGCUUAUGUCCAGUGACGCUACUCAGCAUGCAAAAAAGACGUGUAGGUUAGCAAAUGUAAGAGCUCCGGGUCGAUAGUCUGAUAAAUAUGAAGGGCUCACCGGAUCAAUGGAAUUGAAUGACUUGCGUGUUGGAGGGCUUGGCCGGCUCUCCAUUAUCAAAGCGUUUUGUGCAAAAAAUCUACCAGAAUUUUAAGCAAACGGCUGAAUUAGUCGGUCCUGAGCCGAUGGCCUUUUUUCUUCUUUCGCUGCCUUGACCUUAAGUUCCUGGCAGAAUGUUCACCAACGACAGUGGCUUCUGCCAAUCAGUUCCUUGAACGUUUAAAACAUCCAAAAUUAGAGCCAGAUUAAUCCAUGCUAUCCUUUGAUGUCGUUUCACUCUUCGGAUCCAUCCCGCAAUAGCGCUUGACGUUGUGAGACAACUUCUGGUAGACCGAUACGACGAGAGGGACAAUCCCCUGAAGCCCGAACAUCUGAUCGAGCUCUUACGGCGUUGCCUAAAAAUAGACUUCGUCUUUGAUGGAUAAAUGUUUCGACAAAAUAGAGACCUCCCUCCCCCCAUAGGCUCCCCCAUAUCGGGGCUGAUUGCUGAUAUGGUCCUUCAACGAAUAGAACACUUGGUGUUCACCAAGUAUCAACCAAAGUUCUGGGCUCGUUACGUCGAUGGCACUUUCGCUAUUAUCAAACCAUGUGACGUGGAACACCUUAAAGAAUUACUGAACUCGGCUGACCCGAAUAUCCAAUUCACAAUGAAAGCUGAAACUAACGACCAAUUCCUGAAUGUCUUUGUGCGUCAGUGUACAACUGAGAAACUGCAAACUAUCGUUUAGAGGAAAGACACCAACACAAGACAAAUACUACACUUCAAGAGCAAGCAUCCCUUCUCUCACAAACGCGGCUGUGUCCGUACCCUAUUCCAAAGAGUUGGAACGCACUGCGGCACGUCAGCCGACAAAAGAGCUGUACGACAAUAACUUCAUGACAUCUUUCGGGCCAAUGGAUACCCAAGUUAUUUUAUCAAGCAAAGCAAGUGCCGAGUGAACAUACGACGGCCACAAGAACAACGCGAAGUCUGUAGGACCAUAUUUUACAUUAAAGAAGUCUCCGAGGCGGUUUCACGACUGUUAAAAUCCGCCAGAGUAGGCAUUACCCAUCGACCCCACGCAGCAAUUCGUCACCGUUUGAUGCAAUCCAUAGAUACAAUGCCACCCGCUGAAACCUCGGCAGCUGUCUAUUAAAUCCGUUGUGGCAAUGGAGACUGCAGCUACGUUGGGGAAACCAAACAGAAAUUGUAGGCUCGCAUACACGAGCACAAACUGACAACUCGGAGAUUAGACCCGAACUCUCAGUUUGCGACUCACAUCGGAGAAAAUGGCCACAGUUUUGACUUUCAAGGAACCACCGUCUUAGGCCGGGGCACCUCAAGGGCAGAGCAUCUCACACUUGAGAUUUGGUACUUAAAUGCCAACUCCAUCAAGAGGCAUCUAGACCUUCCAAUGUCCUAUGAAGUCCUACGUCGCUACAUACGUCAUGACCAGAAAAAAACGGUCACGCGGAGCUUAGGAAUACCGAGCACGCACGGCCCGUAGACUAAUCCACCCAAAAGGGCAGCACAGGUGCAACCUACCCGCAUUGAGGUGACGACACGACUCAGGAGGCCGCCUACAUUCACGGACAACAGCCAGUUGGCCACGGCAGCGAAAGAAAAAAUCCAUCGGCUCAAGGCCAGCUAAUUCAGCCGUUUGCUCAAAAUUCUGGUAGAUCUUUUGCACAAAACGCUUUGAUAAUGGAGAGCCGGCCAAGCCCUCCGAACCGUCAGCCAUUCGAUUCCACUGAUCCGAUGAGCCCUUUGAGGACACGUAGUUAAUUAGCUCGUUCGUCGAGAUCGCCCCCGCGGAAACUGUUGAAUUUCGAGCAGUUUGGAUUCUAGUGGAUAGGACUUGUGUAGCGUCUGUCCUUGGUGAUACAAGGUCGAAACAGUUGCGUGUGGAUUUGUACACAGUGAAUGACCAGGCGCAAAUAACCAAUCUACGCGUGUCAUGAAGCGACUUUGGCUUUCUCGAGCACUGCGCCAGGCGCGUCUUCCAUCAUCCAAUCCCACGUGCGUUGGAGAGGUAUCCCGGCCAUGUGCAUUUUGCUUCGCCCGUCGAUCGUAUCGAUUACCGGGGUGUGGUUGCUGCACUUGGCACAGCUAAUACAGUUCAUAAGAGAGCUAGUCGAAAGGAACUAACGCGUCGUGUAGCCAUACGUCCAAUGCGAAUUCACUACAACCCUUUCCGGGCAUCGCAUACCCCAGUCUUAGCAACAUUGCAGACUAUUGUAUGGGCAACGCUAAAAACUACACCCGUCGAUAAGACUGUCUCUGCUUUGCGAAAUUCUUCCCAGGUAGCAUAGUUUUUUAAUUUGAUCCCUUUUUGUCACCCUGGAAACAGCAACGAACACGUCUUAAUGAUCAGCGAACUGAUCUGCCUGUAAUUCCGCAGAGCAGCCCCUCACGGGAUGAGGACCAUGCCGGUACUGGAUCUAACACAUCGCCACAGCAAUGUCGCGAUGGGCUGAGUCGUCUGCAGAGGGUGCUUUCAGUUCCUGGUGCCAAAAAGCGCGGACGUCAUCACGUCUAA